Molecule: messenger RNA, 1655 nt
Organism: Periconia digitata
Lineage: Eukaryota; Fungi; Ascomycota; Dothideomycetes; Pleosporales; Periconiaceae
Source: the annotation of a GenBank genome assembly
UCUUUCUUAAUAUCUAAUAAUGUCUUUCACUCGUCGCUCCGCACUCCUCGCAGUGCUCCCAGCCCUCGCCGCUGCCCAGGGUGGUACCCCCAAGCUCGAUGCCGCUUGCGAAGACGUCGUGCUCUUCUGGGCCCGAGGCAACGAUGCUCCUUACCACGACGGCCGUACCUCGCCUUUGAUUGACGCAACCUGCGCCAAACUUGCCGCCCAGGGUACCAGCUGCGACUACAUCGACGUCCAGUUCGAUGCUACCUACGGAGGCCCAUUCUGUGACCAGAUCGCCGAGGGCGCCCGCAACGGUGUUGCUCAGGUCACUGCCUUCAACUCCAAGUGCCCCAACACCAAGAUCGUCAUGAACGGUUACUCUCAGGGUGCCCAAGUCACCGGAGAUAUCCUCGGAGGUCCCGGUGGAUGCGAGAAGGUCUCUGAUGGCCUCGACAGCAACUCUGCUGCCGGCAAAGCCAUUGCUGCUGCUCUCCUCUGGGGUGAUGUCCGCCACACUGCUAACCAGCCCUACAACGUUCUCGACGGAGCUGGUAGCGAGGUCUACCCCCGUACCGGAAAUGAUCUCGCUCUCAUCAACCGCUACUCCUCCGUCCUCCGAUCUUACUGCGCUGCCGGUGACCCAGUCUGCGCUGGUGGUGAUGUCGUCGCCGACCACUUGAACUACUUCGAGCUCUACACCAACGAUGCCGCCGCAUGGAUCGUGUCCAUGGUCAACAAGGUUCUGCCCACCUCCAGCUCCGCUCCCUCAUCCUCCGCUUCUAGCACCAUGGUCACCUCGUCUUCCCGCUCUUCCGCCCCUGUUGUGACGGCGUCUUCCAGCUCUGCCGUCGUUCCUUCGUCGGGUGCCUCCAGCUCUGCUGUUGCCCCUUCGUCGGGUGCCUCCAGCUCUGCUGUUGCCCCUUCGUCGGGUGCCUCCAGCUCUGCCGUUGCCCCUUCGUCUGGUGCCUCCAGCUCUGCUGUUGUCCCUUCGUCCGGUUCCUCCGCAGUCGUCCCCUCCAACGGUGCUAGCGGAAGUGUCAGCGUGCCCACCGCUUCCUCCAACGGCACUGGUUCAUACAGCGCCAUUGAUUCCUCGGUGCCUCACUACACCGCCACUGUUCCCCAGCCUUCCGGAACCACACCCUCUGCUUCCGUUCCCUCUACCAACACCCACCCCGGAACUCACCCUCCCUUCCCCGCGGCCACCCCUUACGACAACUGCGUCGUCAAGUACGAGGUCGUGACCAAGUACGUGUAAGUUCUGUUUCGAUGAGGUACAUGAGGAAUGACGAUGUCGGACGGUCGUGAACACAAGAAAAUAGUUCGAACAUAUACAAAAAAAUAAUAUAACAUUAUUUCGAACAAGGUCCAUCUUGCCAUGUCUCUCUGCUUCCAUCAUGUGAUGUGAUUCAUGCUUGCUGAGUAUCGUAGUUCCGUGAAUUCUACAUUUGAGGGUACGUACUCCUUCGUCGGGGAAACUGCCCGAGGCGGAAGGCAGCAGGUGCGAAGUCCGCCGUUGUAGCCUUACCUUUGCGCUUUCCGCAUCCACUCUCCCAUUGGUCGAAGCUAUAUUUUCUUAUCAGAGCUGCGCGUGUCCGCAAACAAUAGUCCACCCAAUUGCCGUCUUGCACUGCAUCUUUCCCAUGUUGGCCUUCGCUAAGUCUAUCAUU